Molecule: messenger RNA, 2622 nt
Organism: Podarcis raffonei (Aeolian wall lizard)
Lineage: Eukaryota; Metazoa; Chordata; Lepidosauria; Squamata; Lacertidae
Product: myelin proteolipid protein-like
Exons: 8
Coding region: 1067-1981 (304 amino acids)
Biological process (GO): central nervous system myelination; axon development
Cellular component (GO): myelin sheath; plasma membrane
Molecular function (GO): structural constituent of myelin sheath
Source: RefSeq, a predicted model, not a curated record
UUCCUAUUGACCAAUCUGGGAAAUUCAUUUAUGGAAUAGUAACUUAUUUACUUCUGCUCUUAGGAAGACAUCGACCGAUCACAAUGAAAUUGUGGUGAGCAGGGCAGAUUCUUCACUGUUUUUCUAGAAAACCAGGUGUCCCCUAUCUUAGAUCUGGUAACUCCUACCUCAGUGCAGACCCUGACCUUCCUCCUUCUUGAAAUUCAAUUGGUGAGACUGAUGUGAGGCUGGCAGUCCACCAAGACCCAGACCCAGAUGUCAACCACCCUUCUGUUGCUCCACUUGAUUCUCCAUAAAGGCAGAACCUGACCUUAGUCCCUCUUGAAACCCAUUGGGUUGGACUCAGGUGAAGAUGGAGGACCACCAAGACCCUGAGAACCUUCCUCUUUGCCCUGCUAGCAAGUUGGUGGUCCACCGAGACCCUGAGUCCACCCUCAGAAUCCAUGUGAUCCUCCCUAAAUGCAGGACCUGGCCUUUGUCCCUCUUAAAAUCCAUUGAGUUGUACUCAUGUGAAGACGGAGCUCCACCAAGCCCCUGAGAACCUUCUCCCAUAUCCUGGUGGCCACCUGGUGCUCCACCAAGACCCUGAGGUCCACCAUUCUUCUAUUGGUCCACCUAAUUCUCCAUAAAGGCAGAACCUGACCUUUGUUCCUUUUGAAAUCCUUUGGGUUGGACUCAGGUGAAGAUGGGGGGAGGGGUCUACCAAGACCCUGAGAUCCUUCUCCUUUGCCCUGCUAGCAAAAGUUGGUGGUCCACAGAGAAUGUGAGCCACGGGUCCUCUAGCCUGAGCUCAGAACUUUCCACCAAAGGUGCAAGCUCCCACAGAUCUUAGGACUUUCCAUCAAGCAGAUCUUGUCCAUCUCAGAGUUAACAGGGAGGAGAAGGAGCAGGAGGAGACAGGGCCGGCUUCUCCUUUAAGGGGCAUGGCUCUACACAACAGAUCCCUUUUUCUUUGGAGGAUCUGAGGGGGCAGAGAGAAAUCCAGCGAAGUGAGGAGGAGGAGAAGAAGACCGGGUUGUCCUAGCUGAAGAAGAGACCAGUUGCACUCCACCUGAACCCCAAGGCGAUGGAUAAUGUUAGCGGCGGGCCUGAACCCCAACCAACCACGGCUCCGCAGAACUCGAACCCGGAUCCAGUUCCCCGAGCCGGUUCUCCAGGUCUGUUAGAGUGCUGUGCCCGCUGCCUGGUGGGGGCGCCUUUCGCCUCGCUGGUGGCCACGGCCCUGUGCUUCCUGGGGGUUGCGCUCUUCUGCGGCUGUGGCCACGAAGCCCUGACCGGCACAGAGCACCUGAUCGAGACCUACUUCUCCAAAAACUACCAGGAUUACGAGUACCUAGUCGAUGUGAUCCACGAUUUCCAGUACGCCAUCUAUGGGGUGGCCGGCUUCUUCUUCCUCUUUGGUGCCCUCCUGCUGGCUGAAGGCUUCUACACCACUGGCGCUGUCCGGCAGGUCUUCGGCGACUACCGGGCCACCGUCUGCGGCAAGGGCCUGGGCGCCACGGUAGGCCACAAGGGGAGGGGGCCCCGAGGACACCGGCCCGGCCGCUCCUGGGAGCUGGUGUGUCACUGUGUGGGAAAAUGGCUGGGCCAUCCUGAUAAGUUCGUGGGCAUCACCUAUGUCCUGACCGUCCUCUGGCUCCUGGUCCUGGCCUGCUCGGCCGUCCCCGUCUAUGUCUACUUCACGGCCUGGACCACCUGUAAUUCCAUCGCCAACCCCACCAAGACGGCCGCCGGCAUCGGGAACCUCUGCACAGACGCCCGGAUGUAUGGUGUCCUGCCAUGGAAUGCCUCCCCGGGAAGAGUGUGUGGCCAGAGCCUUCUCUCCAUCUGCAAGACAUCCGAGUUCCAGAUGACGUUCCACCUGUUCAUCGCGGCCUUUGUGGGAGCGGCAAUCACCUUGGUGGCUCUGGUGACGUUUAUCAUUGCAGCCACCUACAACUUCGCCGUCCUGAGGCUGAUGGGCCGGGGAACAAAAUUCUAACCUGGCACCUGCCCGGGCCGAGAGACUCCCUCCCUCCCUCUUCAUAAUAAUAAUAACAAUUGGUAUUAUUUGCACCCUGGACUGGUCUUCUAACCGCAAGGCUCUAACCAGGCAGCUGCCGACCUCCUGCUCUAACUGCCCGCCAGCCAAUCGGCUCAUCCCCAUUUGCCGGGGUUGGACUAGAUGACCCGGGGUCCCUUUUCAAAAGCAACCAUGAUUCUAUGAUCUCACUCGACCCAGCCGGACCCAAAAAUGGGAUUAUUCCCAGUCCGGGGAUUUCGUCGGCGCAGGAAACCGAUGUCGGAGCGAGAGAGAGGAGGUCCUCCAACCUGUUAGUCCUGCUUUUCGGAGGAAAAAUCACUCCAGCCCCUUGAAGAUCCCCAAAAGAAAGUCCUUUUUUUGGAAAAAAAUAAUUGCAGUUUUAUGCUCCAAACGGGAAAUCAUUGAAUGGGAUGACACCAUUUUUUUGUAAGAGGCUAAUAAAAACAUACACGUAUAUAUAUGUUUUUGUGAAAACCGACUGUUCUUAACACGGCGUGCGGAAAGCUGAGAUAACGAAGGAUAAUGUCGAAAAUAAAUAACGAAGGACAAAUAACGAAGGAUAAUAUUGAAAUAAAAACGAAGGGUGAAUUUCACGAGAA